GCGCACUCGGCAAUCGGGGAUCAUCGGAAUCGCCUAAAAGACUCCUUAAAAUCGCCCUAAGAAUGUCGCUCGAUUCUUCCAUGUCAGCCUACCCUAACCGCAAACUUUAUCGUCCAAUGAACGUCCACCGAAUCAAUCACAAUAUACCUCACAUCCGGCAACUGUCUAAACCACGACUCUCUAAGUCCCGGAGUUGCUUGCUGCUAGCUGUGCCACUCUCCAUGUGCAUUAACUCCUUCCUCGUAAACACAAGGUCGGCGCAUCGCAUGGCUUGAUUAGCGAGCGUAUGUGCGCUGCGCAGAGAAGCUCGAGGAUCCGAGGAACGAGAGGACGUGGUUGCGCGAUCAGGCAGUCUCGAAAGUUGGACUGGAACAUUGCGGUUUCGUAGAGUUGCGUGAGGGGAACGGGAGGUGGUGAGAAAGCGCCUUUUCUAUUUAUCGAGAGUCUGUGAAAAGCAGCGGUGGGAAGUAGUAAUAUUAGGAGGGGUCGCCGAGAAGUAAGGAUGCCCGGGAGCGAAGAUGACGGCGGUGCUGGACAAUGGGAUUCGGAGAGAACGUCGAGUGACGAUAAUGUGGCGGAGAGUCACGAGACCAAUAACGGAGAGCUCGUGCCUCUAACAAAUGCCGACGGCGAAGCUCAGCAGACCGUUAAUAAUCAAGAAGUGAAUCAGAGACCAAAACCUAAUGAAACUUAUGCACAAUCGUUCUAUGCUAUUACCAAGUCAUUAAUCAUCAGGGCUGCAAUCAUUUACUAUAUUAGUUCUUUUUUCCGAAAUCCAGCUCAGAAUUCACAAGCUUCUGCUGGUAACUCUGCGGCAGCUCAGAAUAAUGCAUUCAAUAUUUUUGCCAAUGGAACUGUGUUCGAUUUACAUGUUUACUUAUCAGAAUACGAAUUUUUUAAAGAUUUUAACGAUUCUAAGGCAAAAGUUUGGUCAGAGUAUGGCUUGAUUUAUGGAGAUUGGUAUAGCGGUCCAAAUGGUGAUGGUAGUAAAGUGUUUACACACACAUUUACGCCAUCAAAAAGCUUACUGAAUAAUGGAUCGAUAUAUCUUCAUGUUUAUGUUACAAAAAAUGGCAAAUCGCCAGAUCCUUCGACAGGACAGAAAGUCUAUGCUGGAGAGAUGAUGUCAUAUACUAAGAAAAUGUUAAAUAAAUUUAAAAAAAUUAAGUAUUUAAAGAUGCAUAAUUUAUUAACUGGACAAACACAAUCCAGCGAGGAAGAUAUCAAGAAAGCUGAUUUAAUGGAUCAAGAAAUUGUAUCGCAUUGGCAUCCAAAUUUAACUAUAAAUUUAGUAACUGACCAAUCAAAUUGGGUACGCGGUAUGGUGCCUGAAACAUUAGACGACUAUAUCCAAUUCACAUCUAAUGGGAAAUUUUACAAACCGGUCAUUUUUAUGAAUGACUUUUGGAACAUGCAAAGAGAUUAUCAACCAUUGAAUAAUACUGUCACGAAACUUGAAUUGCAAUUAAAUUAUCAACCUUUAUCGUUAUUUAAAUGGGAGCUGUUUUCAGCUCAAUCGAUGAGGAACAAAUGGACUUCUUCAGUUUUUGGUGAUACGGUAGAAGAUAAUAGCGAACAUCAAGAUACAUUAAAAGAAGCUCUACUUGAAAAUAAUCCAUAUUUACUCGGUAUGACUAUUAUAGUCUCCAUUUUUCAUAGUGUUUUUGAAUUUUUGGCCUUCAAGAACGAUAUCCAAUUCUGGAACAAUCGCAAAUCCUUGGAGGGUUUGUCAGUCCGUUCAGUUUUCUUCAAUGUAUUCCAAUCUCUUGUUGUUAUGCUCUACGUCCUUGAUAACGAAGCUAACACUUUAAUACGCAUAGGUUGUGGGGUUGGUCUGGCAAUUGAAAUCUGGAAGAUUAAUAAAGUUGUUGAUAUCAAAGUGGAUCGAUCUGCUAAAGUUUUUGGAAUAUUUCCUCGACUGAUUUUCAAAGACAAAGGUUCAUACGUCGAGUCUUCGACAAAAGAGUACGAUAGACUUGCCUUCAAGUACCUAUCAUGGGCAUUAUUUCCACUUUUAGGAGGUUAUGCGAUAUAUUCUCUUAUGUAUUUGGAACAUAAGGGCUGGUAUUCUUGGGUAUUAAAUAUGUUGUAUGGUUUCUUAUUAACCUUUGGUUUCAUUAUGAUGACGCCUCAAUUAUUUAUUAACUAUAAGCUCAAGAGCGUAGCUCAUCUACCAUGGCGUAUGAUGUCUUACAAAUUUUUAAAUACGUUUAUCGAUGAUAUUUUUGCCUUUGUCAUCAAAAUGCCAACAUUGUAUAGGUUAGGUUGUUUCCGCGACGACAUUGUAUUUUUCAUAUUUUUGUAUCAACAUUGGAUCUACAAGACCGAUCACACGAGAAUUAACGAAUUUGGGUUCAGUGGAGAAGCUGAUAAACAGGUCACAGAUGAUAAGAAUCAAGCUAUUGAAAACAAAGACAAUUUCAAAGAAGAUAAGAAGAUAAAAUAGAAAAUUAUUAUUAAACAUUUGUGUGAAAGUUGUGUGCUUGCAAAUAGAAGGUCUAAAGAUAUAAAAUUGUUUUUCGCGACUUAUUUUUACCUGGCUAGAACGUUUCAUUGUUGAUCGCAAUGUAUUAUUUAAGAAUUGCUUUUAGAAAGUUUCUGAAAUAAUACAAAGUCUUAAAAUCACU
Ceratosolen solmsi marchali is the source of this 2627-nucleotide messenger RNA. RefSeq names its product cleft lip and palate transmembrane protein 1 homolog. The coding region runs from base 503 to 2446 and encodes 647 amino acids. The record is from RefSeq and is a predicted model, not a curated record. Gene Ontology annotation, cellular component: membrane; endomembrane system. NCBI's taxonomy places the organism in Eukaryota, Metazoa, Arthropoda, Insecta, Hymenoptera, Agaonidae. The transcript has 6 exons.